Molecule: messenger RNA, 1028 nt
Organism: Gekko japonicus
Lineage: Eukaryota; Metazoa; Chordata; Lepidosauria; Squamata; Gekkonidae
Gene: RDM1
Product: RAD52 motif containing 1
Exons: 6
Coding region: 14-769 (251 amino acids)
Cellular component (GO): nucleolus
Molecular function (GO): RNA binding
Source: RefSeq, a predicted model, not a curated record
UUUCCUCCUCGCCAUGGCGGAGAUUUUGGAGUUCCGUGUCCCAACUGGCCCUGGCCGGACCCUCCUCGUUUUGGGACUGGAGACCGACGCCACGGAGCAUGCGCUGUAUUUAGCGCUUUCUGCUUUUGGGCCGCUCUACUCCGUCAGGCUUCACAGAAAUGCCGCUGUUGCCGGUCCUGGCUAUUAUGCCCUUGUCAAGUACUACUCCGCCAGAGAUGCCAGCAGAGCGCAACUCGCGUGCCACCGGCAGCCGCUGUUUCAGAAAUCCGCUUUGAAGGUUACUCCACCACGUAGUCUGGGGUUGGUGGUGUUUAUGACUCAUACUGAGCCACUGACCCCUCAGACGUCUCUGCAGUGUGAUGCUGGGGAAGGGAAGAAUGCCUUCUUGCAUGCCCAUGUCGACGAGGGGACCCCGUCAUAUGCACUCCAGGACAUCUCUGGCUUUGAAGCGGAGGAGGAGAACGAAGGGGAAGACUCCGGGGCUUUGCCGGAGAGCCAGUGCUGCAAGUAUCUGUGCAUUCAAGAAUUAACUCUCCCGCAACACGGCAUCUGCGCCAGAGGGAUCGGAGUGGCCGAGACGCCUGUAGACCCCAGCCAAGAAAACGGGAAGGUGGCUGUGGAGUUCGUCUCCCCCCAAGAGGACCUCGUAGACUGUUUAGCAGAUGAAGAGCUCAAGGGGCUCCUCCAGGUGACUGACUUGUCGUUCUCGCAACUGAAUCCUGAAGGAGAGGAGGAGGCCUUGUCUGACUUCAGCAUGGAUGGAGAAUAGCCACUGGGUGUCCUCAUGUUAGACUGGGAGGGCUUCGUCUGACCCCUAUGUCCAGUUUUCCUCUCCGUGCUAUUUAAGAGCAGGUGUCCCAGCCUUCCAAGUAUGUUCCAUGGUCUGGAAGCCGAUUCCAUUGUUCUCCUAAGAUCUGCACCUGAAUCCUCUGACACAACACCGCCCUAUCUGAUGGUUUAACUCUUCUGUAAUGACCUGUUUGUUUGUGAAGGUUGUGCAUAGGCCAUAGGGAGUGGUUCAUCAUUUC